Messenger RNA from Striga asiatica, 528 nucleotides. NCBI's taxonomy places the organism in Eukaryota, Viridiplantae, Streptophyta, Magnoliopsida, Lamiales, Orobanchaceae. The record is from the annotation of a GenBank genome assembly.
AUGCCAGCUCCGCCGAAGUUCCGCCGUUGCAGUCGCUUCAUCACCAGGUCUAUGGUGGACGUCGUCGAGAUGGACACCGUCUGGGGUCGCGAAAUCAGGCUUCUAUCCAUCAGACACCAUCGAUAUGAAAGCUGGAGUCUCGAGGCAUCCACCGAUGAACCGCCGUAUAAUGAGAUCUGCAGAGCAUCGGGCGAAGUCCGGCUUCGUUACCCUCACCAAUCUCGCCACAGCGUCUGGCGGCGAAAGGAUCCGUCAUAUCCCAGCGUGGCGGCAGCGAGAACUCUGAUGAUUCAGUCGCCCUGGAGGGCCGAGAAUUUGGUCGGGAUUCCCAGAGAUUUGUGUGGUUCGCAUUCACGGCGGGGAUGGCUUUUCCGGCAGAUUCCCGAUGGUUUCGACAUCGCCGAUCUGAUGGAGUUGCCAAAGGCCACUUCUGAAGUGCCUAACUGCCAAAAGGCCAAAACACGUUUCAUUCUUCUUCGGCCACUUCAACCUCGUCCUUGCCGCCGUGAACCGCCCGGUAUGGGAUGA